Molecule: messenger RNA, 3172 nt
Organism: Cimex lectularius (bed bug)
Lineage: Eukaryota; Metazoa; Arthropoda; Insecta; Hemiptera; Cimicidae
Product: U3 small nucleolar RNA-associated protein 14 homolog A
Exons: 9
Coding region: 79-3129 (1016 amino acids)
Biological process (GO): rRNA processing
Cellular component (GO): nucleolus; small-subunit processome
Source: RefSeq, a predicted model, not a curated record
UUUAGCCCUUCUUCAUUGUUAUUACCUCGUGAGGAGUGAUACUGUGUUCAUUUUUUGACAAUUUUAACAAGGGGAAAAAUGCAGGAAGACGAGGAAAAUUAUGUUUUCGAUGACGAAGAGGUCCAUCCGAAAAAUCACGACGUUCUCCUCCAGGCGGUGUCUCAAUUAUACAGGAAGAAAAAAAUCGAGGCUCCGACGAGGAGUGAGCCUGCUACAAAGGUGUCCGAGUUCCACCUGUCUUCUGGUCAGCAGACUGAUGACGUUAUCAAGGUGCACGACCUCAUCAGAGUGCUCGACAAAAAAGCGACUCACAAAGAAAUCGGGAAGAACGUCCGACUAGUCCAGAAGAAGAGUAAAACUUUGAAGAAACCGCUUGAGAAGAUAUAUGCUGACAGGAUUGCCCGAAAACUUGGAUAUGAAUCUGUGAGAAAACAGCUCAGCAAAUGGGAUGCAAUUGUGCAUCGAAAUCGUUCAGCUAACCAACUGGUUUUCCCGCUGAAAGACCAGCAUGUUGAUAUAGUUAAAGAGGAUGAUUACAAAACACCGUUCAAGGAGCCAACAGAAUUGGAACAGGAAAUGCAAAAGAUUUUGGGCACAAGUGAAGUCGCUAAAGAAGAACUGGAAAAAGAAAAAGAAAUGAUGGAUCUUAAUCUUUCACUAGAAGAAAUGAUCAAAAGGAGACAGAUGAUCGCCAAAAUGAGAGCUAGAGAAUCUUACAGAAUAGCCAAAGCUGUUAGACAAAAUAAGAUCAAAAGUAAAAAAUACCAUCGAAUAUUGAAGAGAGAAAAAAUGAAAAAGGAGCUCAAAGAAUUUGAACUUCUUCAGAAGACUAAUCCUGAGGCAGCUUUAGAAAAGCUAGAAAGAAUUGAAAGGGCUCGGGCGGAAGAAAGAAUGUCUCUACGUCACCGUAACACAGGAAAAUGGGCUCGUAGUAGAGCAAUCAGGGCGAAAUACGAUACUGAAGCUAGGGCUCAAUUGGCAGAACAACUGGCAAAAAGUAGAGAUCUGACAAAAAAACUGAACCAGGACACAGAUUCUGAUAAUGAGGAGGACGACACGGGGCCUGCUGAUAAUAUAUCAUCAGCAGAAAAAAACAAUCCUUGGGUUAAAAAGUCUGCAUCAGAAAUCAAUGAUUUCAUAAGUGGCUAUAGGAAAUACUGGGAUGAAGUUGAAAAGGAAAAACAAGAAAAAACGAAUAAUGUAAGUGUACAAAGAAAUCGAUCACUAGAAGCUGAUGAGGUUGAAUCUAAUACAUCCAAUGUUAUGGUCAGUGAAAAUAACUCAAAAAAUGAAGAAACGGACCUAGAAAUCCCACCACAGAAUGAAAAUCAAGGUGACAAAUCAAAAAGUGAGUCUGAAUUAAUAAGAGGUCCAGAAAAUUUUAAAGGUGAUGUUGAAGAAUGGUCAGACGUUGAAAACAAUGUGGAAGUGAGGCAGUCAGAAGAUAAAUUAGAAAACAAUUUAAAUAGUGCAAAUCAUGCAGCGGACAAUUCAUAUGUAAAUAAUGAAAAAGAUAAUUCAAAAGAUAAUUUAGAAAAUUUAAAUGAAGAAGACAAACAUCUGGAUGAAAACAGUGAAGUUACAAGUUGUGGAGAUAAACUAAAUAAAGAACUUGAACAAUCACUUACAAUCAAUAAAAAUGUAGGGAAAUUGGAAAAUCAUGAAGAUAAGCACGAAGAAAAAAACAAGAAGCAAACAGAAGAUGUUAAUAAAAAUGAUACUGAAUUGCUUGGAUCGGAGGAUGACCAUAUGAUUGAUAAUAAAAGAAAAGAGAUGAAGUUAUCUGGCAGGUUGAAACAAAAAACUUCACCAAAAAGACUGAAUAAGAAACAGAACAAACAGUUUGAUAACGGGAAAGUAAAUAAAUCAGAAAAUGAAUUAAAAUAUGAAAUCAAAUCUUUUGAUGUAGAAAACAAUCCGAAGCCUUUAUCUGUUAACGUUCAACAAGAAAGAAAUCAAAACUUCAUAAAGAAAGACAUGAAUGUAGAAAACAAGUCUGAAUGCGAAACUGUGGAAAAAAUUGCAAGUACCGAUAUUUGUGUUGAACAGGAAUAUUCAACGUUUAUAGACUCGGGAAUCGAUAAGAAAACUUUGAGAAAAACAAAUAAAUCAAAAAAAGUUAAAAACGUUUUGAACUCAAGUGGCUCUUGGUCAGUGUUACAAGCAGAGAAAGUCAUGAAAAAGUCUGUCAAAGCCCCUGAACAAAGAGCCAAAGCGGUAAAAAGGCCGAGUAGUUGGUCGAUAGAAGAAAUUUUUCAAGGUGUAGAAGACAAAGUUAAAAAUAACGCUUUAAAAAAAUUUAAAGAUAUACAAGACGAUAUGAAACUUGAUAUCGUUAAAGAAGUCAAAAUAUCGAUGAAAAAGAGGGACAAAUCUUCUGAUCUUUCAAUGAAGAAGAAACCGAAAGUUUCAAUCGAUGAGAAAUUAUUAGAGGUGUGCGAAGAAGGUGUGAGUACCGGGGAAAACGACAUAAGGGGCCUUUUAGACCGGAUUUCCUCAAAUGAAAAAGACACUACGCAGAAUCUUCCUGAAAUCGAUCCUGACAAGUUUUUACCGGUAAAACAGAAGAAAUUGAUGACACAUGCACCUGAGCUUGAAGAGGAAGGGGACGAUGCAUCAGGCGAUGAAGAUGAAAAGCAAAAACACUUAAAUCUCAUAGAAGCUUUCGGAGACGAUGAUGUCGUCGAUCAAUUCAGGAAAGAAAAAGAAGAUGAAAUUAAUGCAGAUAAACCGAAAGAUGUCGAUCUCACUCUACCUGGCUGGGGGCAUUGGGCGGGUUGUAGCAUGCCUCCUGUUAAAAAGAGGAAAACAUCAAGGAGGUUUGUCGUCAAAUUUCCCGAAGUAAAACGGAAAGACGCAACCCGUCAGCAUGUUAUUAUUAACGAAAAUGUUGACGUGAGAUUAAAAGAUCAUAUGGUAAAUGAACUUCCGUAUCCGUUCAAAAGUGUAAAAGAAUACGAAGCUUCAAUUAGAGCACCAAUAGGCAACAACUGGAUUCCAGAAGUUGCCCAUAAAAGGCUAACUGCACCUCCUGUCCUGACAAAAAUGGGUUCAAUCAUCGAGCCAAUGGAUCCGGAACAGUUGGUCAAAAAUAUCCAAAACGAAACUAAAAUUAGCAUUAAAACAUAAAACCUUAAUUAUGUUUAUUUGUAAAUAAAAUUGAUAAAUUUUA